UUUAUUUAAUCCGGGAAUCACUUUUACUUACCCUUUCCCUGGCAUAAUGUGUAAUAAUGUCUGGUCAACCAAGCGAGGGCUUAAGAUCCAAAAUGGGGAUUAGCAUGGAUUAGGUCAUGAAAUAUUUUGGCACAAAUAUUUACAGGGGAGACAAGCGGCACUUGACCUGUUUUGACCUGGCCGAUUAGGUUACAGGUAGUAACCAACAGGUAACCAAUCAAAGGUUUAGAUAGAUAUAUAAGAACCGCUUUUCGGUUUCGAGGAUAUCACUAUUCGACGAGAAGUCAAGGCGAAAAGAACUCGUUACUUUCACCCAGCACAUAUCAUCUCUAACCGCAAACCCACCAUGGAGCAGGAAAAGAUGCUGAAGCCCACUGUCACCUAUCAUCUGUUCCUGUACCGCGUCGAGUUGGCCCGUCGGAAUGCCCGGCAGCUGCGGCUUUCCCGCACCAAAAUCGAGAUCACGGACGAGCUCAUCUCCAAUACGGUGCGCAAUCUGAAGACGUGCAGCUUGGACGACCUGAAGGCGGUCAACCGGGAGCUUCUGUUCAAGCGGAAACUGCGGAGCAACGUGUCCAAGCUGAAAAAGGAGGCCAUGCGGCAGCAGCGCCAAGAGAACCACGACAACUCAGCGAAACAGGAUUAGUGUCGAAUCAAUCAGAGCGCUUUGAUUUAUUGUAUAUAGCCUGUGUAAAUAAAUACUUUUGAUAAGACUUUUGCAUUGAAAA
Molecule: messenger RNA, 728 nt
Organism: Drosophila simulans
Lineage: Eukaryota; Metazoa; Arthropoda; Insecta; Diptera; Drosophilidae
Exons: 1
Coding region: 347-646 (99 amino acids)
Source: RefSeq, a predicted model, not a curated record